UGCCACAUCCGGACGCCACGCACGCAGAUCUCAGGUUAAUUGCACCUCGAGAUUGAGGGCCACGACUUAACAGAGUUCUCCUAUCCAAGGGUACAAUAUAUUCCUCCGCCUCGCCACGAGCUUGCUGCUGUCGACGUUGCCGGUGGCUUCCAUCAUUGCAGCGCAACCAACCUGCGGCUUCCGGGCCCGACCUGAUCCAGUGUUAAGGCGCGAUUUGACCAAAGCGGAAGGGCCCGGCAACGGGAUGCCGCAGCAAUGACCGACUCCCCGUUCUCGACCCCGAAGAGGAAACGCUGCGAUAUGCUCAACGAUGCCACACCCAAGCUAAACACUUCGGUGCGCUUCACCUUUGACGUCAAUCCGUCUUCAGAAGACGGCAAUGCGAGCCCACGCACUCGAGUCGCACGUAGGUUCCGGGGCCUGGCGUUGGAUGGUGGGGGCGGGGACGAUGGACGUUCAGCCGAACCGAGCAUGGUGGACAGCGAUGUCGAGGAUGGGGCUCGGAAACGGGUGAAACUCCCCGAUAUCGAGAUGCACGACGCUGAGAGCCUCCCUGCCGCCGAGGUUGUCGCCCCAGCCGCAGAGCCAACAUCACAGCCACAAAGACAGCCGCCAUAUACUUUCAAGAACGACGCAAGCCCAAGCAGGCCACGCUUCGUAGCCCUCGACGAUGCCGUGGUUGAGCAGUCAGAGACAAUAGCCAACACAAGUCCCGACGAGGACGAAAACACAGGCACAAGCACGAGCACCCCCGUUCCCGACAGUCCACCACCGUCAGUCACCCACCUUCCGUUCCCGCCUCUCUCGCCACAAGCCCGCAGUCGCCCGCGCCGACGAGCAGGCACCCCGCCCUUUCCCUACGCUGUGACCGUCACCAACUCCAAUUCCAACACCGACCCCAUCCCGAAACCGAAGUCAAACGCCAAGCGGAAACCCAAACGCAAAACCAGACCCCCAACCACCACACCCUCGAAACCGACCAUCACCGACCCGCUCCGCGCCUCGCUGACCUGGCACGACGACGAGAUCACGGUCUACGACCCGGACGACUCGGACGACGACGGCACGGGCAUCAACGGCAUCGGCUUCAAGCCGACGCCGGCGAUCGCGCACGCGCGCGCGCUGCGCCGCCGCCAGCAGCUGGCCGAGUACCGGAAGCGGGAGGAGCGGGAGGCGCGGGCCAAGAGGAGUCUGCGGCGCAGGGGGAGGGAGGGUAGUAGUGGUGGUGGUGGGAGUGGGGGUAGUCCAGCGCCGCCAGCAGCGGCGGAAACAGCGGCGGAUGCUGUUGCGGGUGGGUGGGCCGGGAAGAAGGGGAAGAGGGAGAGGAGACGGGUGAGGUUUGUCGAGAGGGAGGUGGCGAGAGAGAGGGAGGGAGCUGGGGACUUGACUGAAAGCUGAUGCCUCGCUGGUUGACGGAUUGAUAACGCUUGCUUGGGCGGAUUAGCAUAUUUG
This is a messenger RNA of Thermothielavioides terrestris NRRL 8126, 1452 nucleotides long. RefSeq lists its product as uncharacterized. Lineage: Eukaryota; Fungi; Ascomycota; Sordariomycetes; Sordariales; Chaetomiaceae. The coding region runs from base 256 to 1398 and encodes 380 amino acids. The transcript has a single exon. The record is from RefSeq and is a predicted model, not a curated record.